Messenger RNA from Nanorana parkeri, 2453 nucleotides. It is a transcript of the gene PPP2R5B, whose product is annotated as protein phosphatase 2 regulatory subunit B'beta. Bases 480 to 1955 code for a protein of 491 amino acids. Gene Ontology annotation, biological process: protein dephosphorylation; signal transduction. The transcript has 14 exons. Gene Ontology annotation, cellular component: cytosol; protein phosphatase type 2A complex; nucleus. The record is from RefSeq and is a predicted model, not a curated record. Gene Ontology annotation, molecular function: protein phosphatase activator activity. NCBI's taxonomy places the organism in Eukaryota, Metazoa, Chordata, Amphibia, Anura, Dicroglossidae.
CCAAAACCCACCCGUCUCAAAUAGAAGGAAUCGCUUUAGAAGCUGCAUGUCGGUGCUUUGUGAUUCCAUCACCUGCUUGUUUCAUUCUAGAAGCUUAAGGAAGACUAACUUCUAAGAAUCCUGCUGGGAGGUGUAAAUUCCCCGCCUCGGUUUUGAAGGAGUUCAAAGCUACCCGGAUAUGUGCGCAGAUUUGUGAAUUUCGGUUAUCUGGGCUGCUUGAUUUAGAAGGAUCGUGGCCUAAUUCUGCAGGGAUAAGUUUAGAGAUUCGAUACAGACAAGCAUCCCGGGAAAGACAAUUCUCGCCAAACGGAGCUAGCAGGCAAAGUUGGAGCUCCUUUCCAUUUGCUGCACAUGGCCAACCCUGUUUCCAUUAAGACCCACCUGGGUCUAGACUAUUAGUUAUUCCCAAGUGUGUGUUCUUCAUCCUCCGCUGCACUAACAACCACCUGGGCCUUUUUGUGGCUGUCUUGUACACACUAAUGGAGACCAAACUUCCUGUUACUCCCACCAGUCCAUCCUCUCCAGGCUUGUCCCCUGUCCUGGCAGCUGAUAAGGUGGAUGGAUUUUCCCGACGUUCUCUCCGCCGGUCCCGCCAGCGCAGAUCACAUAGCUCUUCACAAUUCCGCUAUCAGAGCAAGCAGCAGGAGCUGACACCGUUACCUCCUCUGAAAGAUGCUCCUGUUUCUGAACUUCAUGACUUAUUCUGUAAGAAGUUGCAGCAAUGUUCAGUUAUCUUCCAUUUUAUGGACUGUGUGGCUGACCUAAAAGGGAAAGAGAUCAAGAGAGCCGCACUGAAUGAGCUGGUAGAAUGUAUUGCCACCAACAGGGGAGUCUUGAUAGAGCCAGUUUACCCAGAGGUUAUCAAGAUGAUAUCAGUGAAUAUAUUCCGCACACUACCGCCCAGUGAUAAUCCAGAAUUUGAUCCUGAGGAGGAUGAGCCAAAUUUUGAGCCCUCUUGGCCACAUCUGCAGCUGGUGUAUGAAUUCUUCCUCCGCUUUCUGGAGAGCCAGGAUUUCCAGCCUUCGCUGGCCAAACGAUAUGUGGACCAGAAGUUUGUGCUUAUGCUCCUGGAACUGUUCGAUAGUGAAGAUCCUCGUGAGCGGGAAUAUUUGAAGACUAUUCUGCAUCGUGUUUAUGGAAAAUUUCUGGGACUGAGAGCAUAUAUCAGAAAACAGUGCAACAACAUUUUCCUUAAAUUUAUCUAUGAGACAGAACGGUUUAAUGGUGUAGCAGAGCUUCUGGAAAUUCUGGGCAGUAUCAUCAAUGGCUUUGCUUUACCCCUGAAAUCAGAACACAAACAGUUUCUUGUCCGUGUACUAAUACCACUGCACUCUGCAAAAUCACUUUCUAUAUUCCACGCUCAGCUGGCUUAUUGUGCAGUACAGUUCCUGGAGAAAGACUCCUCACUAACAGAGCAUGUAAUCCGAGGUUUGUUAAAGUAUUGGCCAAAAACCUGCACUCAAAAGGAGGUAAUGUUCCUUGGAGAGUUGGAGGAAAUUCUAGAUGUCAUUGAACCCUCCCAGUUUGUGAAGAUUCAAGAGCCCCUAUUUAAACAGAUCGCUCGCUGUAUUUCCAGUCCUCAUUUUCAGGUUGCAGAGCGAGCACUUUAUUUCUGGAACAAUGAGUAUAUCCUGAGUCUGAUAGAAGAAAACUGUCACACCAUCCUCCCCCUGAUAUUCGGCACCCUCUACCAAGUCUCCAAGGAGCACUGGAACCAGACAAUUGUCUCCUUGAUUUAUAAUGUCCUGAAGACUUUCAUGGAAAUGAAUGGGAAACUCUUUGAUGAACUCACAGCAUCCUAUAAACUUGAUAGGCAGCAGGAGAUGAAGCGAGAAAAAGAUCGCCAAGAGCUUUGGACAAAACUGGAUGAGCUGCGUCUUAAGAAGCUCAAUGGUCUAGAAGAAGCUCAGAUGAACCAGCUUAAUUUACAGCACAGCAGAGCGAGUAAGAGUUAGGAGACCCCACCAUCACCUUCCACUAUUUAACAGAAGACCACUGCAGCCAAUCCACACCCCCUCCUCCCCACAUUGCACCCUUUGUUUAGAAUUCCUAAGUACCUCCUUAAGAGGAGGAAGAGCCGUAGCUCACACCGUGAUGCCAGUACCAUUAAUAACAUAUGGGAUUAAAACAUUCCAGGGAUGUCUUCUUUUCAUGUUUUAGCAGGUAUAUUUUCUUUUCCUGGGAGAGCAACAUAGAUUGAAGCCUUGUCGGCAAACCAACUUAUACCAUCCCCACUUAGCAGCAGCAAAGACUUCUAGGAAAAGCCAUUACGUAUCUAUGUCACUUUCUGUCCAUUGAUAUUAUGAGUGCUAUGAAGAAGGUUAACAAGACUGGUCACUACAACAUCAAAGGCUUCCUGGGGAAAAAAAACAAAGAAAGAAUUUGUCACUUCCUGUCCAGUGGAAGCAGGGGCUUCUGGGAAGAUCCCUGCAUCUGUAACCCUUUGUGAAAGU